CGGAAAAGACUCUAUUAGUGAUGAACUCGUAUCACGAACGAUUCCUUUACCAAUACGUAGCUCCUUACUACUGAUAUGCUCACUGGAAGACACUUUGCUCUGCACACAUUGAUGGUCUAUCCCAGUCACAUGACUGACUGUGAUUCAUGCCUCAGGCGCCAAAAACCCCAGGAUCCCAACAGGUGACCGCCUGCAUCAUUCCUGGCGGUCUUGCGGCUCCUGAGCUUCUCUCAAUGUCAUGAGAUCGAGACUGGUCAUCAGUUGCCGCUGGCGGUCAUCUACGACUACUAGAAAUCUAUAGGCAGCAUAUCAUUUCUAUUAGCGAGACAGACAUCCUUUCUCAUUAUCAUUUCGCCUGCAAUUUACCUCAGGAUUCAGCUCUUUAUCGUUCUCCAGGAAUCACCGCCAACUUUUCUUUCAAAGCUAGAACAUCUGUCCGCUCGCUUUAUGGCCACCUUUUGAGGGAUCAACCUGGCUUAUAGGCAGUUCUUUUCACUAAUGACUUUGCCUGUGUGCGCUGAUAAUAGGAGCGUCCCCCCAGGACUUUAGACCAAGAUGAUGGCCUCCAACGUUCUCUCUCGAUUCCUCCCUCCGAAUGGACCUGCAUCCGUUUACGAAACGAUCCGGCAACAUGAUGACAACUCGGAUGGCUCUGAUGUCGAAGAGCGUGCAGGUCUGGCAUUUGAUGGCGACGUUGACGCAAGGGAUCGAUUCAGCGAUCGCGAGCUUGUGGAUGCGAUGGCCGACGCCACGAGAGAGGAGUUGUCGAGCCCUCACGAUACAUUUCUUACUAUGCAAAGCACACAGAGGGACCCGCAAGAGAUCGCAGAAAACUCUGGUCCUCGCCGCCGUAAAUCGAGCAAUCCGCGAUGGAUGCAACCUGCCGAAGAUGAUGAUAAUGACGACGAUGACGACGAUGACGACGUACCAGCUUCGCUUUUAAUGGAGGGCCAUCAGGAUGACCACGACCUCAAAGCUCGCUUGCCUCCCCCGCCCUCAAACCACUUAUCCGAUCCAGUACGACGCUCCACUCCUUCUCCCCGCCGCGAGCACGUUCGAUGGGAUCGGCCACCAAAUGACUUGCGCCGGCGAAGUCGUCCAAAGGGCUUGUGGUCUGCCGGCCAUCCCAACAUGGCCAUGAUAGACCCGAAAGAAAAAGCUAUGUGGAUGUGGGCAAAUGUCGAGAACCUUGAUAACUUCUUGAAGGACGUGUAUACAUACUUUCUCGGAAACGGGAUUUGGUCCAUUCUGCUAAACCGAGCAUUAAGUCUUCUGACCUUCGCAUUCGUCAUCGGAUUUAGUACUUUUCUCCUGAACUGCAUCAAUUAUCCUCAAGUCCGCGGGAGUAAAAAACUAGAUGAAAUCCUGCUCCAGCAGUGUACUAAGAACAUGUCCUUGUCCUCUACGUUUUUACUUUGGCUAUUUUGCCUUUUCUGGAUUUGGAAGGUUUUCCAAUGCCUGCUGGACAUCAGGCGACUCAAGAACAUGCACGAUUUCUACCAUUAUUUGCUCAAUAUUACCGAUGCAGAAAUACAGACAAUUUCCUGGCAGGAAGUCGUUAGCCGACUUAUGACCCUGCGAGACUCAAAUCCCGCCACCGCUGGUGCGAUAUCAGCAAAGCACCGCAAAUUCAUGGGCAGCCAAUCGAAACAACGAAUGGACGCUCACGAUAUCGCUAAUCGGUUAAUGCGGAAAGAGAAUUAUCUGAUUGCAUUGGUCAACAAGGACAUCUUAGAUCUCACACUUCCGGUGCCAUUCCUGAGAAACAGGCAACUGUUCUCCCGAACCCUGGAAUGGAAUAUCAACUUGUGCAUCAUGGACUAUGUUUUCAACGAGCAAGGUCAAGUACGCACGCUGUUCCUGAAAGAUACCCAUCGAAAAGCCCUAAGUGAUGGCUUGCGACGACGCUUCAUGUUUGCCGGGAUUAUGAACAUAUUUGUAGCGCCUUUUAUCGUCGUCUACUUUAUGAUGCAUUAUUUCUUCCGCUAUUUCAACGAAUACAAGAAGAACCCUGGCCAAAUCUCCUCGCGGCAGUAUACGCCACUCGCUGAAUGGCAGUUUCGCGAGUUCAAUGAGCUGUGGCAUCUCUUUGAACGGCGCAUCAAUAUGUCAUAUCCGUUUGCGACCCGCUAUGUGGAUCAAUUUCCCAAAGAUAAAACCAUCCAGGUUGCUGGCUUUGUGGCCUUUGUUUCUGGCGCGCUCACGUCUGUCUUGGCUCUGGCAUCCAUUAUCGACCCAGAAUUGUUUCUAGGCUUCGAGUUGACGCACGAUAGAACGGUCCUCUUCUACCUGGGUGUCUUUGGAUCGAUUUGGGCUUUCACCAGAGGAAUGGUUCCCGAGGAGACAGACGUAUUCGACCCGGAGUAUGCCCUUCUCGAGGUUAUCAACUUUACUCAUUACUGCCCAAGCCAUUGGAAAGGAAGACUACACAGCGAUGGUGUCCGAAAGGAAUUCGCCGUAUGCUAUCAGAUGAAGAUUGUCAUCUUCUUGGAGGAGAUUUUGAGCAUGAUAUUCACUCCCUUUAUUCUGUGGUUCAGCCUGCCCAAAUGCAGUGAACGCGUGAUUGAUUUCUUCCGAGAAUUCACUGUCCACGUCGAUGGCAUGGGUUACCUCUGCUCUUUUGCAGUCUUUGAUUUCAAGAAGGGCACAAAUGUUAUUCCGCAGGAGCACAGCAACCGCAGCACGAGACAGGACCCACGCGCCGACUACUUUUCCACAAAGGAUGGCAAAAUGCUUGCAUCUUAUUACGGGUUUCUGGAUAACUAUGGCGGAGGUCCGCGCACUAAUCAUUCAAACAAGCGCCAAUUCCAUCCCCCGCCCACUUUUCCCUCACUUGGGUCUCCAUCACUAGCUGGAAUGGGCAACAUUGGAGAACGAUACGACAUUUCACAGUCUCGCGCCAGGCCGGCCCCUGCUGUUGCUGGCCAACAAUCGAUGCUUGGUGCCGGCCGGUUUGGGCUUCCUCCCGCGGGCGAUGCUUCGUCGCCUGCUCCCUCAAUGCUCCUCGAUCCACAUCAUCAGCCAUCAUCGUCAGGGUUCCGAAAUGUGAAUCGAAUCACAACCCACCAACGCCACCGCCCUGCUCGUCCUCCGCCGCCACCAGUAUCCGAGUCGGUUGCCGAUGAUAAUGAUGAAUCGAUUCUAGCUACGCACAGGCCUACUUCAAUAUUACGGACAAGGCCACUGCAUGUGACUUCUGGAUCGAGUGGUGGUGUAGGUCCCGGCGAUAGCAACCUGGAAGACUCCUGGCGAGAUAAUCUGGCUGGCGAGACAGAAGAAGACGAGGAGGACCCAGAUGGCGAAAAUGUAGAUGCUAUUGUAAAGGGUGCCGGGGUUCUAGGGCUGAUACAGCAGUUUCAGAAAGCGAACAAGGAUAAUCGGCCUCGUGCAGCCGUAGGUCUGUAAAUGAUACGUUUGGAUAUGGAAGCACCAAGAAUCAAGACAAAUAUAUCUAUUCACGGUCAAUUUGCUGUACUCCAAAGAUGUUGGUGAGAGGGUGAUACAAGAUCCAGAAAGCAGAGGCUUGUAGUAUAUCCUCCUUAUAUACGGUAUAUGCGAUUAUGAGCCCAAUAUGAAUUUCUAGAAAGUUGCUGAAAGCAAGACGAAGCACUACUGAGGACACGGCGGUUCUGUACUCCGUAACUGUGUCUCCACGUACUCCAUCCAUGAUGGCUCCAAGGCACCUGCG
Aspergillus calidoustus is the source of this 3688-nucleotide messenger RNA. The record is from the annotation of a GenBank genome assembly. Lineage: Eukaryota; Fungi; Ascomycota; Eurotiomycetes; Eurotiales; Aspergillaceae.